AGCUUCAAACCGGCUCGAGAAUGAAGUUUGCAGAUAAAGAUAGGGAACUGGGAGAAGCCCUUGCAGAAAUCAAGUCCUUGAAAAAUUCAGAACGCUUGAAAGAGAAGGCAGUUGAAGAGCUUACAGAUGAACUAAACAAAUUGGAUGAAAAGCAGAAAGCUUCUGAAGCUCUCCUUGAAAGCAAGAACCUUGAGAUUAAGAAAAUAAAUGACGAGAAAAAAUCAGCUUUGGCUGCGCAAUUUGCUGCAGAGGCCACACUUCGAAGAGUACAUGCAGCUCAGAAAGAUGAUGACAUGCCUCCAAUUGAAGCCAUUAUCACACCGCUGGAGGCUGAACUAAAGUUGGCUAGGCUCGAGGCAGCAAAAUUGCAAGAUGACAACAGAGCACUUGAUCGGCUCACCAAAUCUAAGGAGGCUGCUCUAGUUGAGGCUGAGAAAACUGUUCAAAUGGCUCUGGCAAAAGCAUCCUUAGUUGAUGAUCUGCAAAACAAAAACCAAGAGCUAAUGAAGCAAAUUGAAAUAUGCCAGGAAGAGAAUAAAAUCCUUGACAAAAUGCAUCGCCAAAAGGUUUCUGAGGUUGAAAAGCUUACCCAAACUGUUCGUGAGCUUGAGGAGGCUGUCUUAGCUGGAGGGGCAGCUGCUAAUGCUGUGCGGGAUUACCAGAGAAAAGUGCAAGAAAUGAAUGAGGAGAGAAAAAUUCUGGAACGUGAAGUAGCCCGGGCAAAGGUUAGUGCAAACAGAGUUGCUACUGUAGUUGCAAAUGAGUGGAAAGAUGGCAAUGACAAAGUUAUGCCUGUCAAGCAAUGGCUUGAAGAAAGAAGAUUUUUUCAGGGGGAAAUGCAACAGCUUAAAGAUAAAUUGGCAGUUGCUGAGCGCACUGCAAAGGCAGAAGCUCAGUUGAAAGAAAGAUACCAAUUACGGUUCAAGGUCUUGGAGGAAAGGCUUAAAGCAUCUAAUGGUAAUUCACGUGGCCCAUCUGAAGUAAGAAGCACAUGCAAUGGGCCCUCACGGCGCCAGUCUCUUGGUGGAGCUGAGAGUGUUUCUAGGUCAUCAUCCAAUGGCUAUUUGUUAAGGAAAGCAUCAAAUCUACAAGUUGGCUCUUACCAAUCCAACAGUGCUGCCACAUUAUUAAGACAUGCAGAGGCGUCAUCAAGUUCAUUUGAAGAGGGUAGUGGAUCACUGGACUCAGAUAAGUCUAUUCCAGAAAAGAUUAAUCUAGAUAAUGCUGUCACCAUUGCUAGCAAUCAGACUCAAAGCAGUCAGACUGUUGUCAAAUGUGAGAAGCAUUUGAAUGGGAUGCCAAUGGAAAAGUCAAAAUCUGAGCACGAGGAUUAUGUUUCAGGAAUUUUGUAUGAUAUUUUACAGAAAGAGGUGAUAACCUUGAGAAAAGCUUGCCAUGAAAAGGAUCAAAGCCUCAAUGACAAGGAUGAUGCCAUUGAGAUGUUGGCAAAGAAGGUUGAUACAUUAAGCAAAGCAAUGGAAGUUGAGGCAAAAAAGAUGCGAAGGGAAGCUGCUGCCAGGGAAAAGGAAGUUGCUGCUAUGCGGGUUAGCAAGGAGCAUGAUCAUAGGACACGGCGCAGUAGUGCUCCCAGGGCUGCUCAUUUACUUUCUGCAAGGAAUCCAAGAAAUUCAUAGGUAAUUGAUGCAAUUGCAACAAUGACCGGACAUGGGAAUCUUUGAUGACUUAGCCAUGCUGCUAAAUUUGUAUGAUUGUCGGAUAUCUAAUCUUCCUAUCUUCAGCUGCAAUUGAAUUGUCUCAGCCAGGUAGCCUAUUUGUAAAGAACUGACUCUAGGUUUCCAACAGAAUCAUCAUGUGGUGUAUAUCUUUUGUAUCAAAAUUAUUGAAAUUGAGAAUCAUAAAGAUCAAGCUUGUCGCGAAACUAAUGUACAAGGUGUGUUAUUAAUUAUUUUUAAAGUUAUAGAGGAAACUUGAAAAAAAAAAAAUGUAUAGUUCUACUGGAGAAGCUAUGUAACUUAUUAUUGCUUUCAGGUUUUACGUUUUGGUAACAAGUGAAUGUAAUUUUCAGGCGAUAGCCCUUUCUGAAGAUGGAAUUACAUAGAACAAAAUGAAUGGAUUUCUGUUA
This is a messenger RNA of Jatropha curcas, 2083 nucleotides long. NCBI's taxonomy places the organism in Eukaryota, Viridiplantae, Streptophyta, Magnoliopsida, Malpighiales, Euphorbiaceae. The record is from RefSeq and is a predicted model, not a curated record.